Cydia fagiglandana is the source of this 1860-nucleotide messenger RNA. Its product is annotated as zinc finger protein 585B-like. Gene Ontology annotation, biological process: regulation of transcription by RNA polymerase II. Gene Ontology annotation, molecular function: chromatin insulator sequence binding. The record is from RefSeq and is a predicted model, not a curated record. Gene Ontology annotation, cellular component: chromosome. NCBI's taxonomy places the organism in Eukaryota, Metazoa, Arthropoda, Insecta, Lepidoptera, Tortricidae. Bases 1 to 1860 code for a protein of 619 amino acids. The transcript has 4 exons.
AUGGAAGGUUCCAGCGGCCUGUCUGAGUGUGUGCGCGUGAAGGAGGAGCCCGCCGAGCCAGAAGCGGAGCCCGAGCACCCGCCGCCCGGCGCGGCGCCAGGAGUACACAUCAAAGAAGAGCCACAGAAUGGACAUCAUUCAGACAGUCUGAAGGAGGCAGAGCGUGUCAAGCAAGAGACGGAAUGUGAAAAUGAAGUCAAGGAAGAUCCCUCAUGCUCCGACAGUGAGUGUGGUGUGAGCGAGGCAGCCAUGCUGGCCGGCCUGUACACAGACCAUGAAGUCAAAGAUGAGCUUGUUCUGGGACAGGAGUGUCCAUAUCGACCUGACGUCACUCUAGUAGUUAAUGGUCGCGUUAGUUCUGUGCUUCGAGAUUGCUGCGUGACACUCGAACGUCUCCCACACGUCGAGGCUCUCGUCCAGCGCCAAGACACAACUUAUAUUGACACGAAAUCCGAUACUGACAAAUUAUAUGCUAGAGAGAAAGUACCGAUAUGUGAUCUUUGUGGUGAAAGCUUCAGUCUAAAGUCAGAUUUAUUGAAACACGUCAUGGAUCAUAUCCACAGCCCUUCAAGCGCGGAGCAGGAAGGGAGUGGACACAGUUAUGCAUUUGAUGGUCAAUGGACGCAGGAGCAGGAGCGCGCCCUGUGCCGCAAACACGAUAUUCGAGACUGCUGCGUGCUUCUCAAACGCCUCCAACAUCACGACGCUCUCGUCAGCAACGAUACCCAAUACAUAACUCAAACUGACACGGAAUCUGAUACAGAGGAAGUACACACUAGAGUUGACUAUGAGAAACCAACAUGUGACCUUUGCGGAGAAAGUUUUGCACUGAAAUCCGAUUUGAAGAAACAUAUCAUGAUUCAUAUCCAUGUACCUACCACACACCAUCCACAAGCGGGUACUGAUAGGGAAUCAGAUGCUGAAGAGAAAAACAUCGAUAUUGACUGCGAGAAUGAACCUACAUGUGAAUUUGCUCUAGACUCAAAUUUAAUGAAACAUGUUAUGAUCCAUAUGUACGUAGGUCGCACUAAACAAAUGUAUGAACAUUCAGAAAUGAAUACUUAUGAGUGUGACAUUUGCGGUAAAAUAUUUAAGCGAAAAAAUAGCUUAAAGCGUCAUAUUAAAACACACUCGACCCAGUCAAAGUCUAAGGACUUUAAAUGCAACAUAGGAGAGAAAUCAUACAACUGCGAAACAUGUGAUAAGCGUUUUAUACAUAGAGAUCGGUUGAAAAGACAUUUACUAAUUCACACGGAUAAAAGACCAUAUUCAUGUGACGUAUGUGAAAAAGGAUUUAAAACCGGGAAACAUUUAAAAAUGCAUACACGGAUUCAUACUGACAUAAGACCAUAUUUGUGUGACGUAUGUAAAAAACGAUUUAGAACUAAUAGUCAUUUAAAAAAGCAUACACUGAUUCAUAGUGACAUAAGACCAUAUUUGUGUGACGUAUGUAAAAAACGAUUUAGAACUAAGACUCAUUUAAAAAUUCAUACACGGAUUCAUAGUGAUAUAAGACCAUAUUUGUGUGACGUAUGUAAAAAACGAUUUAGAAAUAAGAGUGAUUUAAAAAAUCAUACACUGAUUCAUAGUGACAUAAGACCAUAUUUGUGUGACGUAUGUAAAAAACGAUUUAAAACUGAGAGUCAUUUAAAAAAGCAUACACUGAUUCAUAGUGCGGAUAAUCCAUACACAUGCAAGAUAUGUGGAAAGAGUUUCGUAUGUAAGAGUGGGCUGAAUAAACAUAUUCGAAUUCACACCGGCUUUGCAUCAUACUACUGCGGAACAUGUGGAAAGCGUUUCGCAACUAUAGGCUGGUUGAAUAGACAUUUUACAAUUCAUGUGUAUGAUUUCUUAAAUUAG